This is a messenger RNA of Gekko japonicus, 4265 nucleotides long. It is a transcript of the gene TSC22D2, whose product is annotated as TSC22 domain family member 2. The transcript has 4 exons. Lineage: Eukaryota; Metazoa; Chordata; Lepidosauria; Squamata; Gekkonidae. The record is from RefSeq and is a predicted model, not a curated record. Gene Ontology annotation, biological process: regulation of transcription by RNA polymerase II. Bases 611 to 2953 code for a protein of 780 amino acids.
CGGGUUCGCCGGCUGCCGCCGCCCCUCUCCGACACUUGACUGACUGACUGACUGACGAGCGGCCUUGGGCCCGCCUCAGGGACCCCGAGUCUCGCCGGAAGCCCCGCGGAGCAGCUUGACUUACAGCGCCACCCCGGCUCAACUCCGAGGAAGGAACCGCAGCUGCGAAGGGGGGAGAGGAGAGCUCCGCUGAGGGGAAAAGAAGAAGAAGAGGCGGCGGCGGCGGCGCCCGCCCAGGGGCCCGUGGCUUUGCUAAGGGGGAGGAAGAGGAGGAGUCCUGCCGCCGCCCCCCCUCCCUUCCCUCCUCUCCUCUCCUCUCUGCCCCUCGCCAACCCCAGGCCUGGUGGCCGCCUGCUGAGCCGGGGCUGCGUCGUCGUGAGGCCGGAGCCGGAGGAAUGUGCGAUACCGCCGGCGUCUGCGCUCUAGACAGAACUUGAUCCUUUCUCGCCCCCCCAGGCCCGGCUCGUGUGACCGGCUGGGACUUUUCCCCCUUCACCCGGCGGCUGCCGCGAGGGCAGGUGGGCGGAACCCCUGACUCUCCUCUCGCUCAGUCUCCUUCCUUCCUUCCCUCCCUCCCUCCCCUCCUCCCUCCUUCGCCGGGGAAGGCACCAUGUCCAAGAUGCCGGCCAAGAAGAAGAGCUGCUUCCAGAUCACCAGCGUGACUACGGCCCAGGUGGCCAGCAGCAUCACCGAGGACACCGAAAGCCUGGACGACCCGGAUGAAUCCCGCACCGAAGACGUUUCCUCCGAGAUCUUCGACGUGUCCCGCGCCACGGACUACGGACCCGAAGACGUCUGCGAGCGCAGCUCCUCCGAGGAAACUCUCAACAACGUGGCCGACGCCGAGACUCCUGGGACGGUCUCUCCCAACCUCCUCCUCGACGGGCAAGUAGCUGCAGCCGCGUCGGCGGCCUCUGGGGGUAUUCAACAGUCGCUGCCUACUGCUGUUCCAGCAGCCAACGGAGGGGCCGUUCCCAGGAGCACCGCGGUGCCCCCAGCGGCGGCCGCCCAAGCCUCCUCAGUGGCGGCAGGAGGCAGCAGUGCGCAAGCUUUUGCUGGCCCGGGAGCCGUGCCUCUAACGGCUACCGCCGCAUGCAGCUCCCGCUUCAGGGUGAUCAAGUUGGACCACGGUACUGGAGAGCCCUACCGACGGGGGCGAUGGACGUGUAUGGAAUACUAUGAUCGGGACUCGGAUGGCGGGGCCGUUUUAGCCCGGACUGGGGAUUGUAUUAGACACAACAGUACGUUUGAACAGGCUGUUCAAGAUAGGGACAGUGGCUUAGGUGCAACCGGGGGCUCAUUGAUAGUCUCCGGAGUGGCAACGUCGGCACAUGGCCCCGACUCUGUGGCUGACAGCUCUCUUGCUGCUGUGUCACAACUACUACAGCCAGAGAAAAUCGAAUCGAAAAUCCAGCCCUCUCCGCAGCAACCUAAUUUUGUCAUUGGGCAGCAGCCCAUAGGCGGGGCUGCGCCUCACAGUACUGCUCAGUUGAUGUAUUCAGGGGCUACAGCGGCAAGCCAGCAAAUGAUGGGGCCUCCGCUGCAGUCUCAAGUAAAUACACAGAGCAUGGGACAGGCUGCACCCAAUGGGAAAGGCAUGUCACCUUCGAAUGUAGCAAUAGUCCAGACAAAUUUGCCCAUGCCACAACAGCAGGUACAGCAAGCGAAUGUACCAGUGACUCAGACACAACAGUUCGCUUAUCCUCAGUCACAGAUUCAGCCAGUGCAUUUGGUGCCAGCUCAGACGCCUGGCCAACCAGAAUACAUUCAACAUAUGACAGUAAUUCAGUCUCAAGGAACUACUCAGCAGGCUGCUUCAGGCUCUAUUCCAAGCACUGGAGCUUCCAGUCUUCCAGCAGCACAAGUAGCUGGUCAGAAUCCCUCACCUCUAGGAGUGCCAGUGAUGGGAGUUUCUUCGCAAGCUGGUGAAACAGUAGGACAGGGAUCCGGGCUAAUGCAGAGCGGCCUGACAACUCCAAUUCAGACUGUCAUUCCGCAGCAAGGAGGUGUGGUGCAGCCAAGCAUUGGACAUACAGGAGUUGUGCAACAGAAAUCCAUGACUCAGCAACAAAUGGGUGGAAGCAAUCAAGUGUCUGGUGCACCUCACAGCAUAGUCUCUGGAGUUCAGAAUGUGCCUGUAGCUGUGCCGGGUACUAGUGUGCCUAGUGUGUCUUCAGCUUCUGUUACUAUGCCAAAUGUCCCUAUUACUUUAGUCCAGUCCCAGCUGACUAGCCAUACAUCUGUCAGUAGAAGUUCCAGUGUUGUCCAGCAGCACAUCGGCCUUCCUCUGAUCCCAGGCACGACCAAUAUACCUACAAACCUGCCACAAUCAAACAUUGGACAAUUUCAGACUCAACCUUUAGGCCAGAUUGAUGAUACUAGAAGAAAAUCUGAACCCCUACCUCAACCACCACUUUCUCUCAUUGCUGAAAACAAACCUCUUGUGAAGCCACCUAUUCCGGACACUUUAACAAACCCUCUUAACUUACCUGCAACUACUCCUAUGAACAGUCUUGCCAGCUCUGUCUUUGGCAUAUCUAUUCCUGUUGAUGGUGAUGAAGACAGGAAUCCUUCAGCUACUUUCUACCAAGUGUUCCAUUUAAACAAGUUACGGGAGUCAAAGAAUCUCUGGGAUAGUGCAUCUGGUGCAAGUGUUGUAGCCAUUGACAACAAAAUAGAACAGGCAAUGGAUCUGGUGAAAAGCCAUUUGAUGUAUGCAGUCAGAGAAGAAGUGGAAGUACUGAAGGAACAAAUAAAAGAAUUAGUUGAAAGAAACUCUUUACUUGAACGAGAAAAUGCACUGUUAAAAUCUCUCUCAAACAAUGAUCAGUUAUCCCAACUCUCAACCCAACAGGCCAACCCUAGUAGCACUUCUCAACAGCAAGCAGUGAUAGCACAGCCUCCGCAGCCAACGCAACCUCCGCAGCAGCAGCCGAAUGUCUCCUCAGCGUAAAGCUCUCUUGCCUCAAAACUGAAAGCAAUCUGUCCUUGUGUGCCACUGGUGUUCUUUCCACUUUAUAUGAAAGCAAGUAGCCAUGCUUCAGUUGUGUGUUUUGGCCUUUUCAGUAUUAGACAAUCAUUCUACAAGAUCUUUCCCUCACUGAGAUGUCAUACUGCACAGUUGGUGUCCAAUUAAGCCAUCAGUGCACAAGGGAAAUGGUAGAAGGAGUUAUAAUGCAAAAGUCUGCAUUUAUUUGGUGCGCAUGAGUGGGGUCUUUAAGAGCUUUGGCGAGGCUCUUCAAGGUUUCCAUUACUCAUGGAUUGCUUUGAGCCUUGCUUUUCCACAUAGUAACAACUCAUCUUUAGAGCCACUGUCCUUUCAGUUACAAAUAACAUUUGCCUACAUUAGUUUCAUUUAUUUGUGUUUUAUUUAUUACAGGGCUGCUAUUCAUAAUGUACAUGAACAAUGUCACAGAACUUUUAAUUUUUUAAAAAUAAAUGUAAGUAUCAGUAAAAAAACCCGAUAGACAGGAUUGAGUUUAAUAGAUAAAAUGUUUAGGCAAUAAUUGAACAAAAGAAUCCUGGCAUAUUUCUAACACUAAUGGCAAUUUACCUUUUGGUAUUUAUUUUCAGUAGUUAAGACCCAGCUUGAAUGUAAAUUUUUGUAUAGUGUAAGUAUGAAGACCAUAGUGCAUCUGUACAGGUAGUCACCAGUCAUUGUGAGAUAAUAAUUGAUGGGCUAUUUUGAUGAAGAAAACUUUGCUCAUUUCUGUUUCUACUUUCUAAUAGAGAAAUUGCCAUGAUUCCUCUGCUUUUUGACAUUUCGUAUGAUUUUUUUUUUUUUUUUGGGUGGGAAUAAAAAGCUGUGAAAUUGUUCAACCUACUUUGUAACCAAAGAAGCAAAGCUGUGUAAUUGAGUUUUUAUUUUAUAAUGCACAUUCUUUAUGUAUUUUUAUUUAGUGUUCUCAUUCACAUUUUUCUUUGCUGUCUAGCAUGAUCUGCAUGACCUAUAAUCUUUGAACCACUUUCGUACCUCAUGUUUUAUCCAGCACUCUUAUUGUGAUAUGUAAUAGUCUGUGAACAAUGUCAAAUAAAAAAGAAAGAACAGCUAGUGUUGGUGGAGCUGAGCUGGUGUAUUACGCACUAGUUUAAAAAAAAUGAAGUGAGCCAUCUUUUGUUCAUUUAAAAUGGUGUUUUGAAUUUCGUAUGCAGAAAACGUUUUGUUACAUUGCAGAUUUUAAUGUAUUUAAUAAAUGCAACAUGCAGAUUAAGUGCAGUGUAUACUGAGUAUUUAAAUUAAAAUGUACAUUUCAUAAAUACAGUUU